GGUGAAUAUGCUGAAAGUUUCUGCACCCGGAAAAGUGAUAUUAUUUGGCGAACAUGCUGUUGUCUACGGUUAUCCUGCGAUUGCCGUAUCCAUUGGACUUCGGUGCGUUUUUUCAUCAAAAAUCGACUCAUGCGCUACCGAUACCAGUUCACUAUCAGUGCAUUUACAUGAUAUUGCCAAGACCGUGAUAAAUCUGCACCGGCCAGGAAAGCUUGAAGACAGGAGGCGCGCGAGCUGGCCGCAUGCACAGCACAAGUGGAGACUACUCCGGUAUUUCACAGCAUCUGCAUUUGUUAUUAUCUUUUGAUGCGCACAGCACAAUUGGUUGCUUUUACUCCAUUUUGUGAUCGCGUUUUGUUUCGGCCGGGUUUCGCCGUUAAAGUGGAUGUCAAUUCGAACAUACCUACUGGUGCUGGCUUAGGCUCUUCUGCUGCGUUUUGUGUCGCCGCUACGACAACAUUCCUUCUUCUUUCUGGAUACUCUACUUUAGGCGAAAAUUUUUCCCCGAAUGAAGAACAGCUAGAAUUGAUAAUGUCACUCUCACGUGAGGCAGAAGCCAUAAUUCACACCAGUUCUUCCGGUGUGGAUACGACUGUUAGUACCCUUGGAGGUGCCAUUCGAUUCGUUAGAAGUGGUUCCGCCUUUAAUUACCUUACUAUCAGUUCUCCACACACUUCAUGGAACAUCCUGGUAGUCGACAGCAAAAUAGGUCGGUCCACAGCCACCGCUGUGAAGGCCGUUGCCGAUCUCUACCACAGAGAUCGGGAUUCUGUUAUGGCGAUAUUUGAUAAACUAGGACUUAUAAGCGAUCGAGCCUUGGAUAUACUCGUAACCGAUCAGGACGUAUCCCGGAUGGCUUUAUUGUUCAUCGAGAGUCAGGAUCUGCUUGCCAAAUUGGGUGUCUCGUGCCAAGCGAUUGAAGAUAUCAUUGCGGACCUCAGCAAACUCGGUCUUGCCGCCAAACUUACUGGUGCUGGAUGUGGGGGUUGUGUGAUCGCACUACCAAUGUCUCCCGCCUCUUCAUUAAAUGAGAUGCUUCAGAGUAGUUUGGAUCCCAUGCAGAAAAAAUCCCUUUGGGCUGAAGUGGUUCCAACGUUUGUCGAUGGGGUGCGGGCUACCGUAGAUACAGUUGGAAGCGAAUAGCCUGUACAGCCAUCAAAAACUACGCAAGUUGACUCAGAAGCAGCUUUAAAUCGGAUUUACACAUUUACUACUCACGUAAAGAAUGGGAUUGGUUUCGGACUUGCACAUUACCCAGAUAUCGGAGAAGUUCCGUUCGAAGGUCGACCGCUUCGGAAGCUUGUGGAUGGAAGUUACCAUACUUCUUAUGAUUUCAGUCGGUACUAUACAUAUGGACUCACCAACACCCUUCUAUCUGAUAGUGGAUGUGAACAUAUGUUUGCAUGUAGAUUACCUGGCCCCUGCAACUAAUACAAAUAAAUAUUGUUACUUGGUGCGAACUUUUCAAUGAUCACUUCGCUAGAGCUCGAAUGGCCACACGAUCACCUUCAAUAGACUCGCGACAAAAUUCAUAAAUGACGGUAGUAUCUGAAAAGAAUCCUAGAAUCAAGAGACACGAAGUUGUCCGGGAACGAGACAAUCAAAAACAGCACUGGCGCGGCAGAACUAUUUAGGGAGUUCUUCAUUU
Dicrocoelium dendriticum is the source of this 1648-nucleotide messenger RNA. Lineage: Eukaryota; Metazoa; Platyhelminthes; Trematoda; Plagiorchiida; Dicrocoeliidae. The record is from the annotation of a GenBank genome assembly.